AUGGCGGCCUGUGGGCCGUCUGACAAGCUUCCGGACAGUGGGACUUCAGUUUUGAGGUCCUUUGCAUCAGUACUAGCAGAUGGUACGAAACAAACUGAUGCCUUAGCCUUGGGAGAGGUCUCAACCUUUAGAGGAGAGCCAGCCUUGCGCAUCUCUCGCAGGGAAAUAGAGCAGCUUUCUGUUCCAUUUCAGAACUCUUUGAAACAUGUUCUGAUCCGUCCGGUGUUGGAGGAAGACUACACCCGUCUUUUUGCACGUAGAAUCUGGUAUGUUAGCAGCUCGCCAAUGUCAAUUUCCAAGUGGUCGCUAGAGUUCAAGGCAGACCAGGAAUUAUCGAUAGCUCCAAUUUGGGUUUGUUUCCCAGAGUUGCCAAUUCCAUUUUUUCAGCAGACCCAAUUAUUCAAGCUUGCGUCUACUUUGGGAAGGCCUCUUAAGAUUGAUGCAUCAACUAGUGACAUGCGUCGUCCUUCUGUAGCCAGAGUUUUGGUGGAGCUUAACUUUGCAUCUAAUCCUGUGCGGCGUAUUUGGAUAGGUGAUGAGAACUUCGGGUUCUGGCAGCCUGUUGAGAUGGAAACGUGGCCAUCUUACUAUGGGUUUUCCAGUAGGUUUGGCCCUGCAGAGGAGCAAUGCUUUCAUAAAAAUCCUUUCUUGCGAUCUGAUCCGCCAAUUCACAAAGUCCCUUCUAAAACACAGAAACAGCGCCAAAUCUAUGUUCCAAAAGUAGUGAAUGAGAAGGAGAAGGAGUUGGAGGUGACGACAGUCCAGAGCAAACCGGCCGCAGAUGUCAACAAGGAACAAGGAAUGUCUGCUGCUCAUGCUCAGACAAUUCCGGAGGCUGCCACUUUAGGGAAUAAUUCGCAGUUUGUUUUGGAUAGUAUUAAUCCUGAUGAUUUUCAAUUGAAUAUUGGGCAAAAUCAUAAGGGAAAAGCUGCAAAGUCUGUUAUUGUCACAGAUCGGGUUGUGGUGCCGGAGCAUGGAACAGAUGUUGGGCUGCAGACUUCGACUUCGAAUCCACUUGAGGAUGGGGAAUUCACUGAUCCGGAGUCUGAGAAUGACCAUUCCAUUCAACCAGCUAAUGGCGCAUUCACAGAGGCUGCUUCGGAAGAGAAGGCGAUGGAGGUUGGCGACUCCUCAUAG
Messenger RNA from Coffea arabica (coffee), 1137 nucleotides. The record is from RefSeq and is a predicted model, not a curated record. Lineage: Eukaryota; Viridiplantae; Streptophyta; Magnoliopsida; Gentianales; Rubiaceae.